This is a messenger RNA of Xylona heveae TC161, 881 nucleotides long. Its product is annotated as glutaredoxin. The record is from RefSeq and is a predicted model, not a curated record. Bases 95 to 574 code for a protein of 159 amino acids. The transcript is spliced from 3 exons. NCBI's taxonomy places the organism in Eukaryota, Fungi, Ascomycota, Xylonomycetes, Xylonales, Xylonaceae.
CGCCAACCCGCCCUUCAACAUCCGCCUUUUGUAAAUACUUGACAAUUGACAUCACUAAAACCAAGUGGUGUUUACCUCCUCCUACGAGACAACAAUGUUUUCGAGAUCAAUUCUCUCAUCUGCCUUCCGGCAAGCUUCGCGGCCCAUCCGGCCGGUGGCGUCCAAGUCCGCCAUCCCGCACUUCACCAGACUCACGCCCUUGAACGUUCGGUUCCUGUCGCAGGAGACCCGCUCGGCGAUUGACAAGGCCGUUGCUUCCGCCCCUGUCGUGCUCUUCAUGAAGGGUACUCCGGAGAUGCCUCAGUGCGGCUUCUCGCGCGCUAGCAUCCAGAUCUUGGGUCUGCAGGGCGUGGACCCGCAAAAGUUCACCGCCUUCAACGUUCUUGAGGAUGACGAAUUGCGAACGGGCAUCAAGGAAUACUCCGAAUGGCCAACGAUACCCCAGCUCUACGUGGACAAGGAAUUCAUCGGCGGCUGCGACAUUCUCAUGUCGAUGCACCAGAACGGAGAACUCGCAAAGUUGCUCGAGGAGAAGCACGUCUUGGUACCUGCUGAGGGCCAAAUCGAGCAGUAGAGUGGUUCUGACCCAUAAAACAUCCUCAAGCCUUUAAAAACAUAAUCCGUUCUAUACCUCAGCGCUAUGUAACAUAGGGGAACUGCUUUGUAACGAAAUUUCUCUUCUUUUUCUUUUCCCUGCUCUCUCCGGUUCGUAUAUGAGCGCUUUAUGACACCGCGUUUCAUGUACAGUACUGUACUCCGCAGAGUUAAAUUUUUUGUAAAGCUAUCCUUAUGUGUUUGCAGCAAUUAGCUCGUACUGGAUUGGAAUUGACCUUUUUCUUUUCUUUUCCAAAAUUGCGCGCAUAUUUAGAAUAUAUUGCCCU